ACUUUCUUAAUUAUUUUUCUUUUCUGGGAUAAUAUUUUUCAAGUGGCCACGAUGUUUCUUUGCUAUAUUUUUUUUUGCAUUGUUUCUUUUAAUAAAUCUAAUCAUAUUAUAAAUUAAUCACUCAUAUUAGAGAAAUAAUCUGUGAUAAAAAUGAGUUUACAAUCUACAAGUUUAAGACGCUGGAAAGUAGGAGAUAUAGCACUUGCUAGAGUUUGCAAGAAGUUUUACGCCAAAGUUCAAGUGGUGAAAAAUGAAGAUGGGCUUUUUCACGAUGUAAAAGUUUUAGGUAUAACAGAAGAUGAAAAUGGCGUAAUAGUAACAAAAGAGCUCUGUUAUUAUGUAGAGAUGGUCCGUUACAAACAACAGAUGUGGCUUCCUUACACCUCUCUGCAACUUGCUGAACGUUCCAGACCUUUCUAUGGCUCAUCUCCUUCUAUUAAAACGCCUGUAACCAAACCUGUUUUAGAAAUUGCUCAUAAAAAGAGAAUAAUAAAAAAAGACCAUGUUGUGCCUUUUAAUGUUAACUCAUUAAAAUCUGAGGAACCAGAUUUGAACAUUUCAAGUGGGUUAAGGCAACAAUCUAUGGAAGAGGAAGUGGAGGAGGAAAAUGAUGAUGACGAGGAAGAGGACUAUAAUGAUGAUGACGAGGAGGAGGAAGAGGGGGAGGAUGAUGAUGAUAGUGAUGAUGACGAGGAGGAGGAAGAAGAGGUUGAUGAUGAAGGUGAUGGUGAUCAUGAUGAUGAUGAUGAUGAGGAUGAUGAUUAUAAUUAUCCUAUAUUUGAGGGUGUUGAAAAGGAGGAUCGUGAUAAUGCUUUCAAACACAUUGUAAGACUUGGCAAGGACCAUCUUUUUGAUUACUAUUACAGUAUAUUGUGCCAUGAAAGAGAAAAGAACAAAGACAUAUUGAAUAACCUUGGUAAUGUUGGUGAUGCAAAUAAAACUAGUGAAGAUAGGUUUGAAAUGGUGAUACAAAAUAUUAUCACAGUGAAAGAGGUAGAGAACUACUUUCAUCAUUGUUGGAGACACCGCCUUAUUGAUACACAAAUACGCAAACCAAAGACACCAGUUUCACCAGAUAAUAUGGACUCUUCCUCUUCAUCAGAGUUAAACUUAAGUAAUAUCGAAAUGGAGGACACAGUGACCGUACAUGCGCCGUGGUGCCUAGUGUGCGGAGGAUCGGAUCUAUUGUGGGAAUGCACAAAAUGUCCAGCUUCCUUUCAUCUUGCUUGCAGGAGUGAAUGGCUUGUCAAUAUUAUACAUCGCCAGAGUCAGCCCAAAAAUACUCAAAAUCCAGUGACUAUAGUGGAGAAAAUUAUGUCGAGCACUAGAACAGUUUGCUCUGUAGAAGAAGAGGAGGAGAGUCUCGAGAUUUGUCCGAGUUGCAAGUGGGGACCUGAAGUAGGCUACGACGACGUGGUGUGGCACAAGCUGUCGACCUGCUCGUGGUGGCCGGCCAGGAUACUGAAUCCGUUCAACAUACCGAGCUGUCUCCUCGCCGAGGACCACUGUCCCAAUGAGUUGCCGCUGCGCUAUUAUGGUACACUGAACCACUCUUGGAGCGAUACCAGUAAAAUGUGUGUGUUCUUGCCGAAGCACACCGACAUUGUGCAGGCCAAUGACGAAAUGCUGCGUAAGGCGAUGUGGGAUGCUUGUGACGAUUAUAUUUCAGUCUAUCUUGUUUAAAUGCACAUCCCGAGCAUUAUAGUACGAGAUCCGGCAUGAGACGUAUCGCGACCAAUAGCGGCGAAAUUAAAAAUUUUCAGCUGUUAUUCGUCUACAACUCGACAAUAUAUCUUUCUCUUAUUACGUCGUUGACGCAACUGGCAAGUUCGUUGAUAACACUCCCAUGAUAUGCGGUCGACGAGGGGAAAGACUGCGCGGGUGUGGAAGUGAGGUGCAUCAGUCGUGGGUUUUUCAUUCAUCGCUACACGCCCCCCGGCUUGCGCGGACUAUCUGGAGUGUUACGAACGAAGUUGCCACCCUAUAGGUCGCGAUACGACUCUCGUCUCAAGAUAUAAGCGCUCCUAAACGAAAGCAUAAAUGCAAAAUUAUACUUAUCAUAAAACAAAACAAUUUAUAUAUAAUCUAAAUAUACCAAAGGUGCAUGCAAUGCAACAUACUUUAAGUAUAAUAAAACACGUUUUAAACUAAAUAAUAUAA
This is a messenger RNA of Bicyclus anynana (squinting bush brown), 2160 nucleotides long. RefSeq lists its product as uncharacterized. The transcript has 7 exons. Lineage: Eukaryota; Metazoa; Arthropoda; Insecta; Lepidoptera; Nymphalidae. Bases 151 to 1683 code for a protein of 510 amino acids. The record is from RefSeq and is a predicted model, not a curated record.